Messenger RNA from Didymodactylos carnosus, 4147 nucleotides. NCBI's taxonomy places the organism in Eukaryota, Metazoa, Rotifera, Eurotatoria, Philodinida, Philodinidae. The record is from the annotation of a GenBank genome assembly.
AAAGUUUUUUGGGUGUUCGUUAGACGUUGCUAUACUCAGCUCGACGAGCUCUAUCGAUUGGCUAACUCAGAUUUUAAUUUGGGGGUGUUCGUGGCUGUUCGUAGCUGUUCGUGGGUGUUCGCGUGUUUUAGCAAUACCCAAAUUUUUACUGUUACUGCACACAGUGUUCCUUUAGAACAAAAAAAAUCAUAACUUUUGACAGAAGUAAUAGGGGCCCAAAUCCUUUUAGAAUUUUUAUCAGUUCACUUUCCUCUAUUAACUAGUGUAAUAUCAUUAAAAACCGAGUUGGACACCUGAAAACCUUUCCUCGUUAAUGUCCUUGGGUCCCCUUUUCAUAGGGGGACCCAAGGAUCGGAAGAUCUUUCCUUGUGACGACAUUAUUUAGACUGUGAACUACACUCUGAUCUUGAGUUAAUUUCUAGUUUAUGGAAAAUUGACCCAAAAUUCGCAGAGGAGUUUUUCAGUUUAGAGAAAUUCCUCGAGGAAUCUUCGUCUUUAUAGAAAUUCCAUUUGAAUUUCUCAGAAGCAUGAGGGUCGGGGUCAAUCCCAACACAACCUGAUCGCGCCGCCACUCGGUGUAGACUCGCCAAGGCAUUUCCAGUUUAUAGAAAAUCAAAAAGGAACUUCUAAACUGCAAAUUCCUUGGCAAAUUUCCAUCAGUUUAAAAAUUAUUUAUGGAAAUUCGAGGAGGACUUUCCCAGAUUCUUAGAAAUUAUUUAUGGAAAUUCAACGACGAUUUUCUAGAUUGUUGAAAAUUCGAUUUUCUAUAAACUGGAAAAUCCUGGAGGAAUUUCUAUAGGUAUUCUUUGAAAUUCGCCGAGCAUUUUCCAUGAAUAAGUUCCAACCUUACAGUGUAGUGUUAUGGGAUAAUACGUUUUUUUUAGCAGUUGUACCGUAUAAAAUUGUUUCAUCGUUCUAUUUUAGCAACGUUUCGAAACAAGAAAGAGUUAGAGUUAAUCGAGGAUGACUUUAAUCGACUAGUGGACAAGGAUUUAAAUUUUAUUUUGAGACAAAAAUAUGAUCAAUAUUUACCAUCGACUAUUAAACAACUGAAGUUACAAGAUCAAUUAAUUGAAAAAUUUGACAUAAUUCUCAAAGUGAUACAAGAUGAACUAAAAGUAUUAAAACAUCAGAAUACCGAUUAUUUUCAAGAAAUGAAACAUUUUCUUGUGGCAAAUAAACAAACGGUUACUGGUAAACCGCACGAUUAUAUUCAAAAAAUUGUGUACACAAAUUUAGAUAUAACAGAAAGACAAAACAAAAGAUUUCUUCAACAAAUUAAAGAUUUAUCAAGUGUGAUUGAAUUGAUUGACAAGAUAACAGCGUCUCGAACGAAGUCGAUGCCGUUGACAGCUGAUCAAGAAGCUCAACUUGAAUUUUUACAAAAUAAAUAUGAUCAUUUUUAUGGUAUUGUUCAGAAUAGUAUUAAUGCUGAAAUAUUAGAAGAAAUUGAUAGUAUACCAGUUGAAAAUCGAAAAGAAAAAUUCAGUCGAAUUCAACCAAUAUUGACACAUUUGGAGAAAAAUAUUGAAAAUAAUUUGAUUAAAUUGGAAAAAGAAAAAUAUGAAUUAGAAAAAAAAAUAGAAAUAAUUACGAGAAAAGAUGAACAAAAGCAAGUACUAACAAUUGACUCACAAACAACAUUAGGAAAGGAUGAAUCAAUUGAACUAAAAUUGGCUACGAUAAAUGCUUAUAUUCAACAAUCUAAAUUGGAGAGUGCGAAUGUUCGAGUCGAAUAUUUUGCUCAACAAAUUCAGCAGUGUACCAAUGAGCUGAAGUCAUUGCUACUCAAUCAUCCAUUAAGUGUAUUCAUAAUACUAUCACUUCAAAAAACGAUUGAUAGUCUCAGGUCCUAUGAGCACCAACUACAUCUCGCAUUAACAAGACAAGAUGAACAAUUGAAUGUUUUAAAUAGAGAUUUAAAAGAAAACCAAAAUAACGACUAUUUAUUGGAUGCCCUAGCUCGAGAAGAGUUAACACAGUUGCAAGAUCAGCAUACAACACUCAAACAUCACCACAAAAUGACUACAGAUUUGACACAAAUUAUCACAAAUACCAGGGUUGAAGUGCAAGCAUUUUCUGAUAGGCCGAAAGAAAAAUCAGCACAAAUGGGAUACGAAUUAAUGAGGAAUACUAUUGAAUGGAGCAGAAAUGAAGCUGACGAAGAUCAGAGUUUAGUGAAUAAAUUAAUAAAAGACAAAGCUGUUGAUAUAUCCAAACAUGAUGAUCGAGAAAUUAAACUCGUUCUUUCGAGUGGAUCUGCUACUCAAGUUCAAAUAGAAUCAAAACUUGAAACUAUUGAAACGGAUUUUGACACUUUUCAAGUUCAAAUGAAGAAUACUGCACAAUUCGACACUGAUGUAACGAAGAAAACGUUGAAGCUCUACGAUCUGCCUGAAACAGAUCAAACUCGGCUAUUCGAACCUGAAAGUAGACAUAUACAUCAACAGUAUAUGGAUGAAAAAACCAUUGGCGAUGUAUCACAACAAAUGACAACAGAGAAAACAACUAAAACAAAAAUUGAAUUGAUUGAUACAGGCAAACAACAAUUGGGCAUGACAAAAUUCGAGGAUAAUCCAAAAGAAGAGAUACCAUUCAAAGAGGAUAUACUCGGUAUAGAAAAAGAGCAGACAGACUUAUCGUCUAUUGUUUAUUAUUCGUCGGAUCAAAAAGAGAUUGAAGAUCGUACAUUAAAGUCGACAGAAUACAACUGGGAUACUGACGACCAGAUGGAAGAACAAGAAAUACAUGAUAUUGUGAGUACUGGAAAAGAAACGCCGUUGCCAGAAUCAACAACACCCAAAUCCAUAAACGAAAUCACUUAUUUAAUGGCCGAAAAUGCUAUUCAAGCAUUAUCAGGAAAACAAAAAUCCAAUUUGUCGAUAAUGUCAAAAAUAAAUGCUGCAAUGGACAAACUUAAAGAUCGUCUCGAUCAGUUGUCACAAGAAAAAACGAUAACGAAACAAUCAAGAGAAGAAAAAAAACAAAUUGAAGUUCAAAUAAAAGAAUUGGAAACGACGAAAACAAGAAAAAGAUUGUUUGAUAAUCGAGUAGUCAGAUUUGUUGAUGAUAUUCACGUACUAGGUAAUCGAUUGAAUAUGGCUCAAGAUCGUGUAGAAGAAAUUGAAUUGCAACUGAAUAUUUUGGACAAAAUAGCUGAAGUCGACAAAGAAUUGAUCGAUCCAAAAUUAGUUAAAGAGAAAUUAUACGAUCACGAAACAUUGCAAUCAUUACGUGCACAAUUGCGAGCUGAGAAAAGCGUGCACGACGCCAUUCAAAAAACAGACACAGAAUCAAAAAAAACAUCUCAGCAAAGCUCAUCAUUGAUGAUAAGCGAACGAACACAAUUAAUGAUAAAUCUUGGACCAUCUAAAGUAGCAGAGGAGAGCAGCGAAAUGGAUCUACUAACACCGACUAAAAUUGUGAAAAUACAAAGAAAACCUGUAUUAUUCGAAAGAUCUGAAGAAGAAGUGACAUUGAAUCGCAUACAAUUGCCAGAAACAGCGAAACUAGUUGAAAAAUCAAUAAAUAAGACAUCGAUAACACUUAAUGUAAUAUCGAGAGAUGAAAUACUAGAGAAAACAAUUCCCUCUUUGCCGGGUGCAGAAGUUGAUACGCUAGCGAAAGAUGAAGAGCUGAGAGCAUCAUUAAAACUACAUGAAGUUGAUGAAGCUAUACAUAAAGUCGAUGCUGAUAAACAACUAGCCGAUUUAGAAGAUAUGAAACAAUCGUUAAAGGCUGUAUUUGAAGAAGUUAAAAACGGACCUCUUGGUCAAACAAUCACCAAAAUUCAACAGAAUGAUGUGAAACAAAAACAAAUGUCCGAUGAUGACAAUCAAGGAGAAAUUAUAGAACCAAAAGUGAGUAGUUCCAUUUUCUAAGGUAAAACUAAAAUUUUUCUAAUACAUUUUAUGUUUUGUUAACGAACCAAAUAUUUAUAUAACUUACAGACUUUCUUUUAUCUGAAUUCGCAAUCAGACAAAUCGUUUUGGGUAUUGCUAAAAGACGCGAACACCCACGAACAGCUACAAACACCCACGAACACCCCCAAAUUAAAAUCUGAGUUAGCCAAUCGAUAGAGCUCGUCGAGCUGAGUAUAGCAACGUCUAACGAACACCCAAAAAACUUUUUAUAGUUUCGCUUUUUA